Spodoptera litura is the source of this 1359-nucleotide messenger RNA. NCBI's taxonomy places the organism in Eukaryota, Metazoa, Arthropoda, Insecta, Lepidoptera, Noctuidae. The record is from RefSeq and is a predicted model, not a curated record.
CAUGUUCAAUGUUUUCGUUCAUCUAAAAAUACAUAAAUUUGACGUUUUGUCAUCCGCCAACUCAUUUGUUCUCAAGUCUUUUGUUUGUUGUUUUCCAUUUUUGAAUUGUUCAAAUAAAUGUCAUUUAACUUUGGUCUUUGUAGUACCUAAUUAUUAUGGAGCAGGUGGAUACCACGCAAAAGGUACAGAACUUACAGAAGUGGAUACAAUAGGCUACCAUCCCAAGGUCGAUGCUUCUGACAAUUCAGAAAGAAUUUUCAUCCGAGUAGAAUUAUAAUGCCUAGGUAUAUUGAACUGCUGACUUGGUAAAUGGAGAGCGAAGGAUUGGACCAGAAAUACAAUGAUAUAGAAAAGGAAAAAAUCUUACAAGUUAUCAAUAAUUCAGAUAAUAAUAUUCUCUCGAGUUACGAAGUAAGCAAAGCCAAUCUAAAGAGGUUCUCACAAUGGAAAAGUAGUAAUGGACAGAUGAAAUCGUUAUCCGACAUAGAAUACAUAGAUGGAUUUUCAGAAAAAACUGCUAAUAAAUUAUUUAGAAGUAUACUCAGCGGUCCAUCUAAAGAAAAGAAGACAAAUGGCAAAAUUAAGGGGCAGAUAUUACAUCCGUAUUUAAGCGAUAGUGUUUCGAAGGAAUGUAAAUCGGUAUUAUCGGUGUAUAUAACAGUGAACUCAGUCAGUUGGACGUUGAUAGACAAAAGCAGCUAUGAAGUUCUAGAAUGGAAGUAUUUUGGCAUAGACUAUCCGGAGGGCAAGAGGUAUCAAAUCACUGACAUAUUGGAUAUCGCAUGGCGAGUAACACAGCAGCUCCCACAAGCUGACAUAUACGUGAUGAAGGCUGCCCCCACCACCUUGAGGGCGGCGGGCAGUGACCCCAACAACCCCAAAGUGUUAGCCGUCAACCUCCAGAAGGCACAGAUGGUGGCCAUGAUUGUAGCUUUAAUUAAUUCUAGAAAUGCAUCCCAGGAAACAUCAAAUGAGGAAAAUGAAGGCAAUGUUUUGAAACAGAAAGUUUAUUUUCUAAGGCCUACACUUCCAUACAGAUUAUACGGCACUUUAGUAGGCAACGAAAGAGUAUCAACAGACCAGACAGUGGAAAUCCUGUUACAAGGGUUCAGCGAAAAAUCUUCGAAAAACUAUCAUGCCUACAUUCCUAAACAUUUACAGGACAUGUUCAGGUCCCAAAAAGAUCUUCAAAAAGACAUGUUAGGUCAUUGCCUGCUGCUAAGCCUAACUUUCAUGGACCUAUGCAUUUACAAUAACAAUGAAAAAAUUGAAAAAUUAUCUCGGCGUGGUGAGUAAUUUGUUGUAUAAGUAUAAUAGUGUACAAUUAUAUAUUAUAGUAUAUAUAUGUUGUUGUUAAGU